AUGUCUUCUCGCCCUUCAUCCCGAAAUCAUCAUCAUCAACAACAACAACAACAACAACAUCCUCAUUACGAAAAACAGUCAACAGCAACAACCCAAUCUCACUCGAGAUCAAACUCAAGGAGAUCUUCAGUCACCAAUGGACUUAACAAUCAACCAUCAAGCCUACCACCGGACCCAUACUCAUUCUGUAACUCAUUCUGGGGUGAGCAUGGCUACGACGCACUAGGGAACAAGAACAGACACUCCUCAAAACUGCUAGACGAUCUCAGACUAUGGUACAAGGAACGGGCGUCGAUCGAAGAGGAGUAUGCCAAACGAUUGACCAAAUUGACCAAGAACCCACUCUUCGAAAUCCAUCAUCACUCAAACAAUAAUGAACUCGAAGUCGGUGGAAUCAAACGUGCACUAGAAACCGUCAGGGAUACCACCAGACAGAGCGCACAUUCUCAUCUCGAAUUGGCUGGGACGAUCAGGACUGCACUAGAGAAAAAGGUCGCUGAAUUCGUCACCAGGAGAGAAGGUCUCAAGAAAAACCCUCAGGCUGCAAUCGAACGAUUACACAAGAAAAAAACUGAACUGGUCGAACUGACUGAAAAAUCACGAAAGAAGUACGAAGCAAACGCGAUCGCCGUCAACGGAUUAUCAGCUCAAACACAUCUAGUUCAAGGUCGCGAUUAUGAUAAAGUGACUGCGAAAUUAGAGAAAGCUCAACAGAACGUUCAGAUGGAUGAACGCGAAUAUCGUUCACACGUCAAAAACUUGAAGGAAACAACAGCCGAAUGGAAUAUGCAAUGGAAAGGAUAUUGCGAUCUUGUGCAAGAUCUUGAAGAGGAACGCAUCGAUUUCAUUCGAACUUCGUUUUGGGAUUAUGCCAAUGGGGUCUCCACAAUCUGUGUUGUUGAUGAUGAACAAUGCGAGAUUAUUCGAAAAGCUCUGGAGCGAUGUGAUACCGCACAAGAUGUGGCUGAAUUCGUUAGACAGGCUCGUACGGGUAGCGAUAUUUACGUUGCACCCGAAUACGUCAACUAUGCGAGAGGCGAACAAACUCCAUACAAUCGUGCGCCUGCGGUACAUGCUAACUUUAUCAGAUCAUCCAUUCGCAAUCCACGCGCUGUCCCUUCAACCACCAACAUCCAAGAUUUAGCCCAUGCGAUUCGAUCUGGCCCGGCCUCACCAACCGACCCCGUUCUUCCGCCUGCCGCUUCGAGCCGAUCGACUUCCAAAGCGGCAGUCAAGAGGGGAGGAGCCAUCGCCGAUGCCGUUGCAGCCAAUUCAUUUACUAGUAUGGAACCCAAUCCCGGGCUCGUCCCUCGAGCCUCGAUCUCUCGCUCUUCCAUGGGCGCAUCAAUCUCUCGAGCUGCUUCUCCUGCAGAAGCCAUGGCUCAAGUCGUUGGUAGUGGUACGAGCGAUAGUCUGAACAGUCGACAGAGCGUCCAAAGUACUCCUACGGCCUCAUCCGUCGCCCCACCUCAGCAUUUCCAAAACAACCAUAGUAACUCUCAGUUAACCAACCCCCCAAGACAACACUAUGAGCCAAAUGCCUCCAAACAAGAGCCUACCGGACCUCCUCCGCCACCGGCAUCUGCCAAGCCUGCCAACCGUUAUACAUCGGGUUAUGGGAACAAAGAGCCGGCUCACACAGCCAGUGGCUUGCCUGCCCCAUCUAACCGACCGGUCUCUCGGGCUUCAACUAACGGUGGAGUCCAGCCACCAUCGGUCCCUGCAGAAAACGGGCAAGUCGAUCCAUUAGUCGCGGCCUUAGAAAAGCUGCGAUCAACUCCCUCGAUCAGCUCCUUCCGUCGUUCACCUGCGCCUAGCGCGACCCCUGCUCGGGGACGUCAGCAUGAUGAGCAGGAUGGACGUCGGUCAACCUUGGCCCAACCAUUCUUGAAUGGACAGCACAACCGAGCUAGCUCGCCAGCACCGAGUGCCCGCAGGUCGACCUUAGAGCAACCAUCUUCUGCUCAUGACCCUUACAAGCGCUCUCACUCGCCGGCAGUGAGCACUCGUCGAUCGACCUUAGAGCAGCCAUCUUCUGCUCAUGACCCUUACAAGCGCUCUCACUCGCCUGCAGUGAGUACUCGUCGAUCGACCCUGGCCGAGCCCCAGGCUGGUAACAUGUAUCAGCGCUCCAGCUCACCAGGCGGCCAGAGGACGACGCUGGAACAGCCCAGCUCGUAUGAUCCUUAUAAGCGCUCCAGCUCGCCAGCCGUAUCUGCCUCGAUGAUGAAGCCGCCGAGUGACAUGCGCUCGAAUGGUGGCCGGAGCCCAAGCCCGCAGCCUCAUGGCGGAUACAACCGAGGUGGAACGCCGUCCCCGGCACCUUCGAGCUCCGGUCAAGCCCCCAUGUCCUACCAACAACAGCAACAAGCUCGACACCAAAGCUAUGGCCAUCCCACUUCGCAGUCGAUGCCUCUGGGGGUCGCGUUAGAUGCUCGUGGCGGGGUGAUGAACCAGGCUGGGACGGGCGAGCCCUCUAAUAGUCAUGCGACUCCGAAAGCUUACUCAUCCAGCUCUUGGACCCAGCUCACUCAGCUCAUCCAGCUCUUGGAACUCAGCUCUCAGACCCAGCUCAUCCAGCUCACUCAGCUCUCGAAUGCAGCUCAUCCAGCUCUUGGACCCAGCUCACUCAGAUCACUCAGCUCAUCCAGCUCCCAGACGCAGCUCCUCCGGCUCAGUCAGCUCAGUCAGCUCAUCCAGCUCUUGGAACCAGAUCACACAGCUCAUCCAGCUCUUGGACCCAGCUCAGUUGGACCCAGCUCAGCCGGCUUGCGGCCACAGCUCAUUCAGCUCAUCCAGCUGUCAGACCCAGCUGAUCCAGCUCUCAUAAUCAGCUCAUCCAGCUCUCAGAUCCAGCUCAUCCAGCUCUCAGAUCCAGCUCAUCCAGCUCUCAUAUUCAGCUCAUCCAACCUCACUCAGCUCAUCCCCAGCUCAUUCAGCUCUGGGAACCAGCCAGCAACGAUGCCAGAAGAGUUUUCAUUCCAAGCAAACGACAUUAUCGCGAUCACCCAAACCGACCCUGAUGGCUGGUGGCAGGGCGAACUGUUGGACGACUUCAGACGCAAACAGAACUCGGCCAAUGGCAAUGGCGGCAACGUUCUUCCUAGCAAUUUCGUCGACUUGUUGAACUAA
This is a messenger RNA of Puccinia graminis f. sp. tritici CRL 75-36-700-3, 3132 nucleotides long. RefSeq lists its product as uncharacterized. The coding region runs from base 1 to 3132 and encodes 1043 amino acids. The transcript is spliced from 9 exons. Lineage: Eukaryota; Fungi; Basidiomycota; Pucciniomycetes; Pucciniales; Pucciniaceae. Gene Ontology annotation, molecular function: protein binding; phospholipid binding. Gene Ontology annotation, biological process: cytoskeleton organization. Gene Ontology annotation, cellular component: cell division site; cytoplasmic side of plasma membrane; plasma membrane. The record is from RefSeq and is a predicted model, not a curated record.